AUGAUCUACCUGAUUGAUAAGGUGCUCCCUGAGAGCUACUUUGUCAAUAACCUCCGGGCACUGUCUGUGGAUAUGGCCGUCUUCAGAGACCUCUUGAGAAUGAAGCUCCCCGAGCUGUCUCAGCACCUGGACGCUCUGCAGAGAACGGCAAACAAAGAAAGCGGAGGUGGAUACGAGCCCCCGCUCACCAACGUCUUCACGAUGCAGUGGUUCCUCACCCUCUUCGCCACGUGCCUCCCUAACCACACGGUUUUGAAGAUCUGGGACUCCGUCUUCUUUGAAGGUUCAGAGAUCAUCCUGAGGGUGUCGCUGGCCAUCUGGGCAAAACUGGGAGAGCAGAUAGAGUGCUGUGAAACGGCCGAUGAGUUCUACAGCACCAUGGGGCGUCUCACCCAGGAGAUGUUGGAGAACGACCUCCUGCAGAGCCAUGAACUCAUGCAGACUGUUUACUCGAUGGCUCCGUUCCCUUUCCCACAGUUGGCAGAGCUGAGGGAAAAGUAUACCUACAACAUUACACCCUUCCCAGCCACGAUCAAACCCACUUCAGUUCCUGG
This is a messenger RNA of Peromyscus eremicus (cactus mouse), 554 nucleotides long. Its product is annotated as TBC1 domain family member 30-like. The record is from RefSeq and is a predicted model, not a curated record. The transcript is spliced from 4 exons. Gene Ontology annotation, cellular component: endoplasmic reticulum. The annotation marks the transcript as partial. Lineage: Eukaryota; Metazoa; Chordata; Mammalia; Rodentia; Cricetidae.